CUAUAAGGUGUCAGGACGUGGCGGUCUAUUUCUCCAUGGAGGAGUGGGAGUAUGUAGAAGGACACAAGGAUCAGUACAAGGAUCAGGUGAUGAUGGAGGAUCAGCAGCCCCUCACAUCAGCAGUCAGAUCCAGUAAGAGAACAGCAGCAGAGAGGUGUCCCCGUCCUCUUCUUCCACAGGAUCAGGAUCAGGUUAUGAAUUGGGGUGAAGAUCUGAACUAUAUUAAUGUUUUUGACAUAAGGGUAAAAGAGGAGGAAGAAGAGACAGAUCCGAGCAGUUAUGAGCAGUAUAAGGAGGACAUUCUUGCAGGGAAACAUCUUAACUAUAUAAAUGCUUUAGACUUAAGGGUAAAAAAAGAAGAAACAGAUGUGAGCUAUGAUGAGCAGUAUAAGGAGGACAUUCCUACAGGGAAACAUCUGAACUAUAAUAAUGCUACAGACAUAAGGGUAAAAGAAGAAGAGACAGAUGUGAGCGGUGAUGAGCAGUAUAAGGAGGACAUUACUACAGAGAAAGAUCUGAACUAUAUUAAUGCUACAGACAUAAGAGUAAAAGAAGAAGAAACAAAUGUGAGCGGUGAUGAGCAGUAUAAGAAGGACAUUUCUACAGGGAAAGAUCUAGUCUAUAUUAAUGCUCCAGACAUACGAGUGAAAGAAGAAGAGACAGAUGUGAGCAGUGAUGAGCAGUAUAAGGAGGACAUACUUACAGGUAACCUUCCAGACAAAAUGGUAAAAGAAGAAGAGACAAAUGUGAGCGUUGAUGAGCAGUAUAUGGAGAAAAUUUCUACAAGAAAAGAUCUAAUCUAUAUUAAUGCUACAGACAUAAGGGUAAAAGAAGAAGAGACAGAUGUGAGCGGUGAUAAGCAGUAUAAGAAGGUCAACUCUAAAGGAAAAGAUCUGAACUAUAUUAAAGCCACAAACCUAAAAGUAAAAGGAGGAGAAGAGACAGAUAUGAGCGGUGAUGAACAGUACAUAGAGGACAUUCCUACAGGGAAAGAACUGCUCUAUAGUAAUGCUCAAGAACUAAGGGUAAAAGAGACAGAUGUGGGCAGGGAUGAGCAGUCUAUGGAGGGCAAUUCUGCAGGAAAAGAUCUGAACUGUAUUAAUGCUAUAAACAUAAAAGUAAAAGAAGAAGAGACAGAUGUGAGUGGCGAUGAGCAGUAUAUGGAGGACCUUCCAACAGGUACCAAUCUGAUUUAUAUUGAUGCUACAGACAUAAUAAAAGAAGAGACAGAUUUGAGCAGUGAUGAACAGUAUAAGGAAGACAUUCCUACAGGUAAAGAUCUGUUCUAUAUUAAUGCUACAGACAUAAUAGUAAAAGAAGAAGAGACAGAUGUGAGCAGUGAUGAGCAGUAUAAGGAGGACAUUCCUACAGGGAAAGAUAUGAACUAUAUUAAUGCUGCAGACAUAAUAGUAAAAGAAGAGACAGAUGUGAGCGGUGAUGAGCAGUAUAAGGACGAUGUUCCUACAGGUAACCACCCAGAUGACUGUACCAGGAGAUCAGUUAUAUCUUCACAUUAUAAAGCAGAGGAUCAUAUCCCACUAGAUACAUAUGACGAGUAUGUCAUGAUCUCGGAUAAUCUAUCUUCUGAUUCACCACAGACUGAAAAUUACAGAAGAAGUGAUGAAAAUCAAAGAGCUCACACAAAGGGCAACCUAAAUCUGGUUCAACAGCGGAGAUCUCGUACAGGGAAAAAGGCAUAUUCUUGUUCAGAAUGUGAUAAAUGUUUUAGUGGGAGAUCAGAGCUUGCUAGGCAUAAGAGAAUUCACACAGGAAAACUAUUUUCAUGUUCAGAAUGUGGGAAAUGCUUUACUGUAAAAUCAAGCCUUGUUGAUCAUCUAAGAACUCACACAGGAGAGAAGCCAUUUUCAUGUACAGAAUGUGGCAAAUGUUUUAAUGUGAAAUCCUCUCUCGUGGGCCAUCUGAGAACACACUCCGGGACAAAGCCAUUUUCAUGUUCUGAAUGUGGUAAAUGUUUUACUCAUACAUCAGAUCUAAUUAAACAUCAAAGAACUCACACGGGGGAGAAGCCGUUUGCAUGUUUGGAAUGUGGCAAAUGCUUCAGAUCAAGAUCCCAUCUUGCUCAACACCAGAAAACUCACACAGGGGACAAGCCAUUUGCAUGUUCCGAAUGUGGUAAUUGUUUCGCUCAACAAUCAACUCUUGUUAAACAUAAAAAAACUCACACGGGGGAGAGACCGUUUUCAUGUUCAGAAUGUGGCAAAUGCUUUAUUGUGAAAAGACGUCUUGAGGAACAUCAAAGAACUCACACGGGGGAGAAGCCAUUUCCAUGUCCUGAAUGUGGGAAAUGUUUUUCUCAAAAAUUACUGCUUGUUAGACAUGAGAGAACUCACUCAGGAACUAAACCAUUUUCAUGUUCAGAAUGUGGCAAAUGUUUUUCUCAGAAAUCAAACCUUCUUAAACAUCUUAUAUGCCACACAGGGGAGAAGCCAUUUCCGUGCCCAGAAUGUGGGAAAUGUUUUACUCAGACAUCACAUCUUGUUAAGCAUCAACGGACUCACACAGGGGAGAAGCCAUUUUCCUGCCCAGAAUGUGAGAAACGUUUUACUCAGAAAUCACAUCUUCUUCAGCAUCUUACAUGUCACACAGGGGAGAAGCCAUUUCCAUGCUCAGAGUGUGGGAAAUCUUUUUCUCGGAAAUACAAUCUUAUUGAGCAUCAAACAAUUCACACAGGAGAGAAGCGAUUUUCAUGCCCAGAAUGUGGGAAAGGUUUCACCUGCCCAUCACGUCUCCUUCAACAUCAAAGAACUCAUACAGGGAAAUAGCUAUUUCCUUAAAGGGGUACACCGGGGAACUGAACUUAUCAGACACUUAUCCCCCAUCCACAUGAUAGGGCAUAAGUGUCUAAUCUAGGGGUCUGACCACUGGGGCCACUCACGAGCUCCUGUAUGGGACCCGUCCUACUUAACCGUCCUUGGUGCGCUCCGGCCCCACCUCCCUGGACGUAGGUAAGUGAGGGCCCACUCAGCAAAUUACAGGCUGAGGCGGGACAUCUCUGCAGCCAGUGAUUGGUAGAGUAGGCUGUCACUUGCCCAUGCUCAGGAAGGUGGGCCGAAGAUGGGUAAGUAGGAGCCCCAUAAAGGAGAUUGCGGGGGCCCCAUCGAUCAGACCCCCGCUAUCAGACACUUAUCCCCGAUCCUGUAUAUAUAUAUAUCAAUAUGUACAUACUAAAGUAUACAUCAGUGAUUUCCAAAAUAUGUGCCUCCAACUGUUGCAAAACUACAACUCCCAGCAUGCCUGGACAGCCUUUGGCUGUCCGGGAAUGCUGGGAGUUGUAGUUUUGCAACAGCUGGAGGCACACUGUUUGGAAACCACUGGUAUAGAUAACCAAUUGUAUGUGAAGAUUAGGACUAAGACCGGCUACAUGUUAAAGGGGGG
This is a messenger RNA of Hyla sarda, 3396 nucleotides long. Its product is annotated as oocyte zinc finger protein XlCOF6-like. Gene Ontology annotation, molecular function: DNA-binding transcription factor activity; RNA polymerase II cis-regulatory region sequence-specific DNA binding. The record is from RefSeq and is a predicted model, not a curated record. The transcript is spliced from 5 exons. The coding region runs from base 36 to 2783 and encodes 915 amino acids. NCBI's taxonomy places the organism in Eukaryota, Metazoa, Chordata, Amphibia, Anura, Hylidae. Gene Ontology annotation, biological process: regulation of transcription by RNA polymerase II.